Messenger RNA from Coturnix japonica (Japanese quail), 2670 nucleotides. It is a transcript of the gene C34H11orf52, whose product is annotated as chromosome 34 C11orf52 homolog. NCBI's taxonomy places the organism in Eukaryota, Metazoa, Chordata, Aves, Galliformes, Phasianidae. Gene Ontology annotation, cellular component: extracellular exosome. The record is from RefSeq and is a predicted model, not a curated record.
AUAAGUGCCUCAAGGGAGGUAAAACCUCCAGGCUGCGGCACUUCUCCGAAGGGCAGCGGCUCCUCCAGCCCCUCUGCGCGGUCCGCGCCGUGCCGUUCAGGUGCUGUCAGGCUCCCGAGAGGGAUGGGAGGCUCCGCUCCCCAUCUGACGCUGUGCCGGCCCAGCGUGCGGGGUGGGGGCGCGGGGAGCAUCGCACGGUGCCGGCUGGGAACACGGAGCGCUGAGAGCAGGGCGCGGGGAGAGCUGCGGGUGUCAGGUGAAGCGCAGGGAAAGUUGUUUCCAACACCGCGUUUGCUCAAGUAAUAGGAAAUCAUCGGAGCUUUUUAAUAAUUAAGAGGCACAGCAUCACCUAGUGGCUAGAGCCGAAGGAGGGGUGUGCACCCAUAGUCUGUGAUUCGGGAAUAGGAAUUGCAGAUGAAAGGGGGGAGGCUGGUUCUUGGCAUCUCCUUGUCUUCCACUUCCACUUCCCUAUGGCAGGGGUUAAACAAGGUGCUCAGGGCACUUUCUUCAUGGCUGCAGUGAACAAAAGAAUACUCGAGCACCGUCAGCACGCAUCGUGUGACACCUCCUGGUCUGAGCAAUGCCAAUCCGUACACAAACACUUCUGCCUCCUAAAGAAAGCCCAGACCCAGGCUGGAUGGUCACCUGCCCGGUCAGGGCUGAGCAGGGCAGCAGCCCUCUGCUGUGCUUGAGGAGCAGUGUAGUGGCAGCCUGGCUGUGACUGCCUGCUCACGGUCAGUGCCAAGUUCUGCUGUCCCGAGGCUGCAGGACCAGGACUGCUGUGUCCUUCUGGGUGCUUUUCCCAAAUGGAAAGUUAGAAGCUUUGCCUUGUGACAAAGGUAAAAAAGAUGCUGCUUCAUUUUAGUUCAGGUGUUUCCAGGCACAAGUAAUGCUUUUAUUUCUGGGUAUUUGCACAGCAACAUCAAAGAGCUGGGCUUCCUAACUAAAGCUGAGACUUAUAAAAGGUAAGGUAGGUGCUUGCCUUUUGCAUGGAAGGUUCCUGAAGUCGUAAGAAGAUCCAUUUCAGUAAACUCCUUCAAAACAGAAGCUGCCAGUGAAGGAAAGUGUGCCCUGGGGUCUGGGUGCAAGUUCAGCCCUGGGUACGAUUCUCACCUCAAUGUGCAUGGGCAGCAAAGGAUGCCAGAAUUUGGGACCCAGCAUGAAGCAGAAAUUAAGUUGGAACUGUCCUUCACUUUUUAAAAGGAAGAAGAAAAAGCAAGGAGACAGUGUGAGACAUGAGAACCAACAGCACCAGCCUGGCGGGAAGGCUCCGGCGUAUGAAAAUGUCACAGAGUUUCCAGUCUACGCUACCAUGAAUAAAGCCAAGAACACUAAGCAGGAUGACAGCAUUCAUUAUGCAGACAUCCAGGUGUUCACCAAGGUGCGGGAGCGCUCUGCGGAAGAGGUGAAGAAUUUGCAAAUGCAGAAUGCCACAGAGUAUGCCACCCUCAACUUCCCCCGGCCCAGGCUGAAAUACGACAGCAAGAAUGGGACCUUGGUUUAAAAAGCUUGGUAGACCCUGCCUCCUUCAGCAGCUAAAGGAUUCCACAGACAUAGAGAUGCUGCAGGCUCAGACUAACCUCAUGAACGUGUUGUGCCUGCCUGCAGAGUAGAGCGGCCAUGUCUUCCACCUGCACGAGGACACAGAUGCAUUUACUCUCACUUGAGGAGCCUCUGGUUCUUCUGUCCAAAAACCAACCUGUUCUCCUUGGCUCUGUACAGCUUUGUGUGGGAAUGCAGCAUACAGAAUUCUGUUCUGGGGAAAAGGAGAUGUUGCCAUGGGAUUUUAUGUUGAUAUCAAGAACAGAAUGUGGUUGAUACUGGGAGGAGAUUGCAGUUCUUGCAGUAACUGCCAUACGGUCUUCCUCUGGUACCAGCUUCACACUGUAGUUACACACGUAGAGCAUCUCCUUGUCUCAGUGCACAACACACUGAGGCCAAGGCCCAGAAUGAAGAAUUAACUGAGGGGUACAGAACAAUUACUUCAAUUGAAGGGUGGUACCAACACGCAUUCUUACCUUCACAUUCACAGAAGUGAGCAAUGAGCUCUUCUUUCUAAUAAUGAAAGAAGGAAAACCUGCAGCUGAUCUGAAAGGCAGCCUAUGUUUAGGGUAGUUACCCAGUCCUAGGGCUGCAGUAGCUGUUUUCAUGCCUGAGACACUGUGAAUGGAUCCUGGGCAACCUUAAAAAGGGCUUUACACUUUUUCUCCGUUAAUUUUUUAUUUUGUGUUGUAGCCUUAGUUAUAAACCCUGCAACUUGGAGCACGUGCCACAUGGGGUCUUCUGUGAAAGCUCCCAAAGACGCUUUGGAGAAUUUGUUUAUGGGUUUAAAAUAGUGCUAGCAAUGCAGGACAGCAGUCGUCCACAAUCUUCUACCAUGGGUCUGCAUCUGACGGUGUUGGCAGCUGAGAGGGCUCCCAAGCAGUGUCUUUGGGCUCUAAGUCAGUAGUUGUCACGUUCUGUUCCUAAGUAAUGGUCUGCACAGCCAAACACGGGUCGUGGAGCGACCUCUUUAUUGCCAGUGUUGAAAAAUGGACAUCCUGGUACCUUCUAUAAAUGUGCAAAGCUUUGCAUAUUAUGGCUCAUCUAAAUGUAAAAGGAAAACCAUGAGGGAGUUCUUCCUUGUAACAGAAAAUAAAGCUGGUACGGGAACUGUGUGCUGAGACCAAA